Messenger RNA from Komagataella phaffii GS115, 1428 nucleotides. RefSeq names its product L-homoserine-O-acetyltransferase, catalyzes the conversion of homoserine to O-acetyl homoserine. The record is from RefSeq and is a predicted model, not a curated record. Gene Ontology annotation, biological process: L-homoserine metabolic process. The transcript has a single exon. Gene Ontology annotation, molecular function: homoserine O-acetyltransferase activity. Bases 1 to 1428 code for a protein of 475 amino acids. Lineage: Eukaryota; Fungi; Ascomycota; Pichiomycetes; Pichiales; Pichiaceae.
AUGAGAUACCAGGAGGUUCAUGAGCCCGAAAACCCAUUCUCACUUCUAGUAAAAGGUCAGACAAUAGUGGAAAUACCUCAAGUGCAGUUGGAAAGCGGCGAAACUUUGCACAAUGUUCCGGUAGCUUUCAAAACCUGGGGGAAGCUUAACAAAGAAGGCACCAAUUGCAUGGUGAUCUGCCAUGCUUUAACGGGUUCCAGUGAUGUAGUUGAUUGGUGGGGACCUUUGUUAGGUAAGGGCAAGGCAUUUGAUCCCAGCAAGUUUUUUAUUGUGUGCUUGAAUUCUUUAGGAAGUCCUUAUGGGUCCUGUUCUCCAGUAACUAGAGAUCCGGCAGUUAAUGAACUAUAUGGUCCAGAAUUCCCCCUUGUAUCAGUCAGAGAUGAUGUGAAUAUACAUAGACUGAUUCUAAAUGAUCUUGGUGUCAAGCAGGUCGCAAUAGUAAUAGGAGGAUCUAUGGGUGGAAUGCUUGCUUUAGAAUGGUGCUUUUUUGGUCUAUCGUAUGUCCUCAACUGCGUCGUUUUGGCCACCAGUGCUAAGCAUAGUGCAUGGUGUAUAUCUUGGGGAGAAGCCCAAAGACAAAGUAUAUACAGUGAUCCCAAAUAUGAUGACGGUUAUUACCCACUGGAAGAUCCACCUAUUCAAGGAUUGGGAGCUGCUAGAAUGAGCGCUUUGUUGACUUAUCGUUCUCGCAACUCUUUCGAAGAACGUUUUGGACGAGGAGCCCCAACGCCACAAAUGAGAGAAAAGUCUCUUCGAACUUCCGUCAUAACUGAUGCCAUUGAAGCACCUGCUGUUAGCGAAGAUAACUGCGCUGUACAUAACGAUGGACAUUAUUCAUACUCUUCAUCCACCAAAGUUAGAUCAAGAUCUCUGUCUUCGAACAAUUUUAGUCUUUUAGAUGUGAAAGAGGACACAAGUAGUAUUGUCAACCAACAUGGCGUUGGUCAACGUACCCGCCGUCGUCCACAGCAUUAUUUUUCUGCUCAAAGUUACUUAAGGUACCAGGCAGCCAAGUUCAGUCAAAGAUUUGAUGCUAAUUGUUAUAUAUCCAUUACAAGGAAAUUGGACACACAUGACGUGGGAAGGAACAGACCUGAAUUUCAUAACUCCACAAUAGAGGCUCUCCAAUCGUUAGAACAGAAUUUCCUUGUAGUAGGCAUACAAUCUGAUGCCCUGUUUACAUACUCAGAACAGGUUUUCAUAGCAAAACACGUUAAGAAUUCCAAGUUAUGCAAAAUUGACUCUCCAGAGGGCCAUGAUGCGUUUUUAUUAGAGUUCGAAGCAAUUAACAAGCUGAUUCUAGAAUUUGAAAUCGAACACGUUCCUGAACUUCUAAUGCAAACCUCCGACGAUUCUUGGUCGGAUUCUGAACUAGGAAACACUAAGGAGAGCAUAUUCGGUGAAGUUGAGGAUCCGACGUCGUGGUAA